Tripterygium wilfordii is the source of this 788-nucleotide messenger RNA. RefSeq names its product phospholipase A2-alpha. NCBI's taxonomy places the organism in Eukaryota, Viridiplantae, Streptophyta, Magnoliopsida, Celastrales, Celastraceae. Bases 175 to 645 code for a protein of 156 amino acids. Gene Ontology annotation, biological process: phospholipid metabolic process; arachidonate secretion; lipid catabolic process. The record is from RefSeq and is a predicted model, not a curated record. The transcript has 4 exons. Gene Ontology annotation, molecular function: calcium ion binding; A2-type glycerophospholipase activity.
AAGAACGUGAAGUGAGGAAGAGUCCAAAAACACAUCACGAGCCAUUACAAGACAAACCCAAGGAUCCAACCUCCACCAUAUGCAUGCAUCUUCCCUGUACCUAAAAAUUCAGGGCCGUGAAGCAAAACCAAGCAAAAGCUCCAUCUCUCAUUCAGUACUUUCUCUUCAACAUUAAUGGCUAGACUCACAUGGAAGUUAGCUCUUAUAAUCUCUUUUCCCUUAAUGGCCCUCACUUUCUUAUACAUUCCCGUCCAUGCCCUUAACAUUGGUGUUCAAACUACUGGCUCUGCUAUCUCUCUGAGUAAAGAAUGUAGUACAAAAUGUGAGUCAGAUUUCUGCACAGUUGCUCCAUUUCUGAGAUAUGGAAAGUACUGUGGGCUGUUAUAUAGUGGAUGCCCAGGGGAGAAACCUUGUGAUGGACUUGAUGCUUGUUGUAUGAAGCAUGAUGCUUGUGUCCAAUCUAAGAACAAUGAUUAUCUGAGCCAAGAAUGCAGCCAAAACUUGAUAAACUGCAUGAGCAACUUCAAGAACUCAGGAGGGCAUACAUUUGCAGGAAACAAAUGCCAUGUUGAGGAAGUCAUUGAUGUCAUCUCUCUUGUCAUGGAAGCUGCCUUGCUUGCUGGAAGAUAUUUACACAAACCUUAAAUGAAUCAACACACACAAUUUCAUGAAUCUCAAUGUUAUAAUAACCAUCAAAGAAUGUCUUUCUUUUGUGUAAUUUUUUUUUUCCUCCCUUUUUCCUCCUUGUUAAUGGACGAUUUCCAUACUCAUCUCUUUAUUGUAGUUCA